CUGACGGAGUUGUUACAGUGGUACGUGACCACCUUUAGAGACCCCCUGAUGCUCCAGCCCCCAGAGUGGUUCAAGGCAUUUAUAUAUUGCGAAGCCUUCUUACAAUUGCCUUUCUUCCCCAUUGCAGGAUACGCCUUCUUAAAAGGCGGCUGCAGGUGGAUAAGGACUCCUGCAAUCAUCUACUCCACCCACGUGGCUACAACGUUGUUUGCCAUCCUCGCGCAUGUCCUGUUCCACGAUUUCUCAAAGUCUGAGCAUUUGGGACCCCAGACGUUACGUGAGCGCCUGAUUCUGCUGUCUGUAUAUGUGCCGUACUUGGUGAUACCGCUUCUGAUCCUUUUCACCAUGCUCCACAGCCCCCACUACAGCCACGCGGAGAAAAGGAAAAGGAAGUAG
Molecule: messenger RNA, 396 nt
Organism: Balearica regulorum gibbericeps (East African grey crowned-crane)
Lineage: Eukaryota; Metazoa; Chordata; Aves; Gruiformes; Gruidae
Source: RefSeq, a predicted model, not a curated record